AUGCGCUCCCCUCCUCUCGGCCCGUUCCCUCUCCCGCACCGCGCGCUCGCCCCUCCUCUGCCUGACCCGCCGGCCCCGCUCGCUAGCCAGCGCAGCUGCGCGCGCCCGGCCCAGCUCGCGUCCCCGCCUCCUAUCACUGACCAGCUGGGCCCACUGGUCAGCCCGAGCAUGCCUCAACCUUCUAGAAGCUCCACCCGCAUUCGGAUCAUGCCGGUCAGUUGCGUAAUCCGCCUCUCACACGCGCUUAUCGCGGCCGCAAUCACCGCGGCGUCCACGCCGAGCACGAUUGCCCAAGAUCCCCGGCAUCCUACUUUAAACACGCCCGUGGCACCUCCUUCACCUCCCCAUUCUGCAGCCGCCGCCACCAACCCUAACUCGCCGCGCUGCAUAGCUCCGCCGCGCAGAGCUCAACGCGCCGUCGUGGAGACGCCGACCCGCCGCCUCCCAGUCUCGGCCAACCCCCGCAGAAGCUCCGCUGUGCUGCCUGGAACCUUCCCGGGGCCCCCACGCUCAACCUAG
Molecule: messenger RNA, 519 nt
Organism: Panicum virgatum (switchgrass)
Lineage: Eukaryota; Viridiplantae; Streptophyta; Magnoliopsida; Poales; Poaceae
Product: vegetative cell wall protein gp1-like
Exons: 1
Coding region: 1-519 (172 amino acids)
Source: RefSeq, a predicted model, not a curated record